AUGGCGGCGGCGGCGGCGGCGGCGGCGGCGGCGGCGGCGGGCGCCGAGGGCCGGCGUGCGGCCGUGGACGCGGCGGCGGCGCCCGAACGCGGCGGCGGGAGCUGCGUGCUGUGCUGCGGGGACCUGGAGGCCACGGCGCUGGGCCGCUGCGACCACCCGGUGUGCUACCGCUGCUCCACCAAGAUGCGGGUGCUGUGCGAGCAGCGGUACUGCGCCGUGUGCCGCGAGGAGCUGCGCCAGGUGGUCUUUGGGAAGAAGCUCCCUGCCUUUGCCACCAUCGCCCUCCAGCAACUGCAGCACGAGACGAAGUAUGACAUCUACUUUGCAGAUGGAAAGGUGUUCGCGCUGUACAGGCAGCUGCUGCAGCACGAGUGCCCGCAGUGCCCAGAUCUGCCACCCUUCGGCCUCUUCGGGGACCUGGAGCAGCACAUGAGGCGGCAGCAUGAGCUCUUCUGCUGCAAGCUGUGCCUUAAGCACCUCAAGAUCUUCACCUAUGAGCGUAAGUGGUACUCACGCAAGGACCUGGCCCGGCACCGCAUGCAAGGGGACCCCGAUGACACGUCACACCGCGGGCACCCACUCUGCAAGUUCUGCGAUGAGCGCUACCUGGACAACGACGAGCUGCUGAAGCACCUGCGCCGUGAUCACUACUUCUGCCACUUCUGCGACGCAGACGGGGCCCAGGACUACUACAGCGACUACGCUUACCUGCGAGAGCACUUCCGGGAGAAGCACUUCCUGUGCGAGGAGGGCCGCUGCAGCACUGAGCAGUUCACACACGCCUUCCGCACCGAGAUCGACCUCAAGGCGCACCGGACUGCCUGCCACAGCCGCAGCCGUGCCGAGGCCCGCCAGAACCGCCAGAUCGACCUGCAGUUCAGCUAUGCGCCACGGCACUCGCGCCGCAACGACGGAGUCGUCAGUGGCGGGGACUACGAGGAGGUGGACAGGUACAACCGCCAGGGCCGAGCAGGCCGGGCCGGCGGGCGUGGAGCCCAGCAGAGCCGCCGAGGAAGCUGGAGGUACAAGAGGGACGAGGAGGAGCGAGAAAUCACUGCUGCCCUCCGGGCCUCAGUGGCUAUGCAGCCGCAGGAGGAGGCCCGCAGGAGUGAGGACCGGGACGAAGGCAGCAAGGCCAAGAGGGAUGAGGCCGCAGCGCGGAGCCAAGAGGAGCCCCGGGGGGCUCGGCGCCUGCCCCGGCCUCCAGAAGGCCCAGGCCCCAAAGAAGCCUCAACCAACGGCCCCCUCAGCCAAGAGGCCUUCCCAUCAACAGGUCCAGCCCCAGGGGUCACUCCUCCGAGCUCUCUCCUGCCACCUAGGCCAAAGCUCAAGGAGGAAGACUUCCCCAGCCUGUGUGCCUCCACCUCAUCCACCUGCCCCGUGGUCGCCGCCGGCUCGGGUGCUGUGGGCUUGGCACUGGCCUACCCUGCUCCUGCCAGGGGCAGGAACACCUUCCAGGAGGAGGACUUCCCAGCCCUGGUGUCCUCAGCCAGCAAGCCCAGCACUGCCCCUCCCAGCCUCCUCUCUGCCUGGAAUAGCAGCUGCAGCAAGAAGGGAACCCUGCCUGGCCCAGGGGCCCCGGCAGCUGGUGGGGGCACUCAGCCCCCGAGGAAGGCCGGGAAGGGGCACAAGGGUGGCCGGAGGGGUGGUCCACCCUCCACAGAAGAGGAGGAGGGUGGUGGCAUCACCGCCCAGGAGCUGCGGAGCACACCCACCACAGUUGCUGUGGCUGCCCUGCUGGGGCCCACCUCAGGCAAGCUUGGCAAGAAGAAGAAGGUGGGCUCCGAAAAGCCUAGUGCUGUGCUGUCCCCACCACUGGUCCCCGAUCGCAGCCCGAAGCCCCCUGGGGCCGAGGAGGCCCCAGAAGCCCCUGCCAGCCGAGCUGAAGGGCCAGUAACUGUCGUCGUGAAUGGACACACUGAGGGGCCAGCCCCAGCACGGAGCACCCCCAAGGAGCCCCCUGGCCUGCCCAGGCCCCUGGGACCCCUCCCCUGCCCUGCACCCCAGGAAGACUUCCCUGCACUUGGAGGUCCCUGUCCCCCCAGGACACCCCCUCCCCCAGGCUUCAACACUGUGCUGCUCCUCAAGGGCACCCCGCCCCCACCCCCAGGCCUGGCACCCCCAGUUAGCAAGCCACCACCGGGCUUUUCUGGCCUCCUUCCUGGCCCCCACCCAUCCUGUGUCCCUGGCCCUACUAGCACCGUGAAAGCACCCAGGCUAACCCCUGCACCACGGGCCUACCUGAUACCCGAGAACUUCCGAGAGAGAAACCUGCAGCUCAUCCAGUCCAUCAAGGACUUCCUGCAGAGCGAUGAGGCCCGCUUCAGCAAGUUCAAGAGCCACUCAGGAGAAUUCAGACAGGGCAUGGUGUCCGCAGCACAGUACUACAAGAGCUGCCGGGACCUGCUUGGGGAGAACUUCCAGAAGAUCUUCAAUGAGCUGCUAGUGCUGCUGCCCGACACGGCCAAACAGCAGGAGCUGCUGUCUGCACACACACACUUCCGCAGCCGCCAGAAGCCACCUGGCGCCAAGUCCAAGAAGAACAAGAAGAGCAUGUGGCAGGCCAGCACCCAGCCAGCAGGCCUGGACUGCUGCGUGUGCCCCACCUGCCAACAGGUGCUGGCCCAGGGUGACGUCACCAGCCACCAGGCCCUGCACGCUGCCCGGGACGAUGACUUUCCCUCCCUGCAGGCCAUUGCCCGGGUCAUCACGUAGCUCCCGGCACAGUGGGCAGAAGCGCUGGCAACUGUCAGGCUCCCUUCCC
Ochotona princeps (American pika) is the source of this 2764-nucleotide messenger RNA. RefSeq names its product zinc finger protein 598, E3 ubiquitin ligase (gene ZNF598). Gene Ontology annotation, molecular function: ubiquitin protein ligase activity; ribosome binding. Bases 1 to 2715 code for a protein of 904 amino acids. Lineage: Eukaryota; Metazoa; Chordata; Mammalia; Lagomorpha; Ochotonidae. Gene Ontology annotation, biological process: rescue of stalled cytosolic ribosome; protein ubiquitination. The record is from RefSeq and is a predicted model, not a curated record. The transcript is spliced from 12 exons.